This is a messenger RNA of Oldenlandia corymbosa var. corymbosa, 6246 nucleotides long. NCBI's taxonomy places the organism in Eukaryota, Viridiplantae, Streptophyta, Magnoliopsida, Gentianales, Rubiaceae. The record is from the annotation of a GenBank genome assembly.
CAGAAACUUAAAAGAAAAAUUAAAAUUGAAAAAAUAUGGCCAUAGAAUAGGAGGACAUAUUGUAGUACUACUAUUUUUGGUAGGACAGAAUGGCCUAUUGACUCUGGAGAUCGUCAGACUAGCCUUUUUUGCGGUGCACUUUACGUCCUGCAAUUGCGCGUGGAGCUAACGACUGAUUACGCUCAUUUCUCAAACUUUCAGGUACCCAAUAGGAAUUUAUAGAAACAGUAUCCACAAAAAAACCGCCAAUUUUUCCUCGUCCAAUUUCCAAACUUGACAUAAUCAAAUUUACGGUUCGGAUGAAUGCCGCGUGGAAGAAGACCCCACAAAAGCUUAUAUCUUUUCCCUUAACGUGGGCACUUAAAAGAAAAGCCCGAAUUCUUUCAAACUUGGGCUGUUUUCCUCUUCUUCUUCUUCUCCUCCUCCUUCACUGCGAGUGGUCCAAGGACAAGCCCAUGUGGAGAGUCAUGUCAUCAUGGGCCCACCCUCCAUAGCCUCUCCUGAAUAGUUUACUGGUUACAUCCGAUGGCUCUGCCUUCUGUAUAUAAAAAACUAGUAUUUCAUUUUGGAGAGAAAAAAAAAAAAGAAUCCUCUUUCUUUAUUAAUAACUCCGGCCGGUGGUGUCAUUCCGGCGGCCAAGUCAUCUGUCAGAGCGUUCUCGCUACUUUCCAACCAUUUAUAUAUACCCCACCCUCCCCAUCUAAGUAUGGACCCCUAACCCUAUAUUAUUUUCAUUUUUUUCCCUCUCAAAUCAAAACUCCAAAAAGGCAAAGAAAGAAGAGGGCAAAGUAUUGUUUGGUGACAGCAUUUGCAUGUUGGCUAAGGAUUGAGGGAAGACGUUUGUCUGUCCAGAAAGUUUUCAGAGGGAAAGAAAAAGGGUCACCUAAUCUAGAUUGUACAAUUUGGUACAAAAAAAAACUGCCCUUUACCAUUAUCAUAGACACAAAAACACUCCAUAGUGGGACUACCCUUUUUGUUUCAUUCCCAGUUUUUUUUAUACUGAAUUUUCUGGUGACUUUGGUUUCUGAAUGAUGAUGAAUACUGAGAUGCUACACCGUUUAGACAUGCCGGAGAAUCAUACCGGCAUGGGGAGAAUGAGCGUUUUAGAGCGGCAACAAGGUCGGAUGAGGUGGCAAGAAUUGCAGGCGCAGCAGCCACAGCUAACACAAGUUCAGCAAAUGGAAGGAUUUGGGGGUUAUUUUAACUCAGCUGACCAGCUGAGUAAUAUGUUCUCGGCACCUGCUCAGCAUUUCCAUGGCGGAUUGAUGAUUAAUGAUCAGAAUUUGGGUGGGUUGUUGCUGAAUCCGACUAUGGGGCCUGAUCCGUGUGUCCAGAGCAGUUCCUCCAAUCAGUUUGGUAAUGUUGGAGGAGACAAUUUCGGGCUGCUUGGAGGUUGUGAACUUGGAAAUGUUGCCGGGUUUGGGUUGAAUUAUGGAGUUGCAAGGACUGCUAGUUGCCCACCGGCAGUUGUAGCCGCAGUGGCUGAGGCGGCGUCAGCCGCCACUAAAAGGAAGGAGACCGCACCGCCGGAGAAGCUGGCCUCAACUACCGGAAGAGAGAGCUUCAAAAAGAGGAAGUCCGACAAGGCUCAAAAUCAAAAGGCAGCUUUAGAGGACCAAGGCAAAGACAAUAAAGGGAAAGGAUGCGUGGAAGAGGAAGAAUCCAGGGUCACUGAACAGAGAAGCAAGGAUACUACCACCAACAACAAUAACAAAACAGAACCAUCUGAGACAUCCAAAGAGAAUUCGAAGGUCUCUGAAGUUCAAAAACCAGACUACAUUCAUGUCCGAGCACGUCGUGGUCAAGCCACUGACAGCCACAGCUUGGCUGAAAGGGUAAGAAGGGAAAAGAUAAGCGAGAGGAUGAAAUACCUGCAAGAUUUAGUACCAGGAUGCAAUAAGAUCACUGGGAAAGCAGGAAUGCUUGAUGAGAUAAUCAACUACGUUCAGUCACUUCAAAGACAAGUUGAGGUCUGUCAAACAUCAAUUUUUGAUAAUCAUACAAUAUAUGCAUUGCAUGUUUGUCUGUUCUAAUCAGGGGGCAUUAUUUUCCUGAUAACAGUUUCUGUCCAUGAAACUCGCCACUGUAAAUCCAAGACUUGAUCUAGAUAUUGACAAUCUUUUCUCAAAAGAGGUAUUACUUACAUUACAAGCGUAAAACUUGUUAGCCUGAUAAGAGGAAUGCUUCUUGUUUUGAAACUCUUCACUAAAACAAGUCCUAUUUUGGUUCUCUUGGCAGAUUUUUCCAGUUAGCACUUCUGGAGCUGCCCAUGUAAUUGAAGUAUCAUCAGAGAUGAACAAUCCCGCGAACUAUAAUUUUGCUUCACUAGAACAAGUAGUGCAAUGUUGCGGAGUGGAAACUGAUAAAAAUCUCCCCGACAUGGCACUUAGACGAACUACAAGUGCCCCUGUUUCUUUACCUGAAACGUUAAUAGACUCGCCCUAUCUCAGUGUAAUCUUCUCCCCCUGUUUCUAGGCCUAUGAUCUUUGUUAUGCAUUAGCACUUUCUGGGAAUUCUUACAAUGACUAACAUGGAUUGAGGAAUCACAGAGUGAUGUACAUAUGAUAAUAAUUCAGCUAUGUUCAGUCACUUAGAAAACUCAAUCAAAGGAUUGCUUGUUAUAUUACAAAAACACUGAAUUAUUGUUUGACUCUGAAUUCUCAUUAAAUUCAUUUGUGAAACAGCAAAUGCACCACUAUCCAGUUUGGGAUGCAGAGUUACAAAGCCUCUAUCCUUUGGAGUUUCAACAAGGACGAUCAUCAACAUCUUUACUGUCUCAGCCAUGUACAGGUGUGUGAAAUACUAAGUUACAGCACUUAUCAUGAUUUACUUAAGGAAAGUGAAAGUUCUUAGUGACGAUGGCACCAGUUACUUUGCAACUUUCACUCUCGCGAUUAGCGAUAUGAUUGCCACACCUCAGUCACGGAACUUUUUUCACGCUGAAUAACAUUACUACUCUCUUAGCAUGUGAAAUUAAAUAACCGGGACUUUACUCCUUGCAGGUUUUGAUGGGGGAAGCAAUGUAAAGGUAGAGAUGUGAAUCAGAAAAGAUGACGGAAUGCCCGUUAUGAGUCGAAUCACUGAUCCUGAUUCGUUCCCUCAAUUUUAAGUACAUAAAGUAAAUAUUGUAUGCCUGCCAGCUAAAGUAUAAUCAUAAUUACAAUAUAAGUGCCAUGCUGCAACCUGGGCAUGUUAGAUUAUAGUUAUCAGUACUUCUGGAGAGCUACAUCAAAAUACCAAAUAAUUAGAUUAUUCUAAUAAGCAUUGAGACAAAAUAGUAGAUUGAGAGCCUAUGUGGACAUAAUCUCAUUUUGUAUCUAAUUUAUGCAAUUUUUUUGGCUUCUCAAGAACUUAUUUCAUUCUCAAAACCUUCUUUUAUAUUCUUUAGUGCAACUUCUUAUAUAGCAAAUGCAAUCAUCUAUCGUCUACGCAAAAACACAGAACUCAAAAUGCUGGCAUGCUUGAUGUAACUCAGAAUCACCACUGGCUGGUAAAGAUUAACCAUUAAUCCCACAAUUCGUUUUCAACAGAAAAAGAAUUGGUUCUCUUGUUGAUACAAAUCAGGUCAUACUCAUGAAGUUGCACAAGUUGUUGAUUGUCUAAUAUACACACUGAAUAGCAGUUGUUAUCAAUUGACAAAACCAUAAAAGGGCAGAAGAAAGAGUCAAGCAGACAAGCAAGAAAGCACGAUGGAUUCUUUUUAGGGACAGAAUGAGACAUCUUGACUAAGACUCAGACACCAAGACAUUUAUUUUUGGUAGUAGAAAUCAGGAAUGCAAUAAGCAAGUGGCGUUGAGCUUUCGUAUUGAUUCUGGAGGGAGACAAACAUAUCCAGAACUUCUAAUUGUUCAUUUAAAUAGUUAUCAUUCCUGCUGUGUGAUAGCGAUCAUCUAGCUUAUCAGCACUGCAGCAGAGAACGGUUUUCAUUUUCACAAUGAAAUCUCCUUUCAAGCAAAAAAUAUCAGUGCCACAUAAAACUUCACAGCAGAAUGAAACCAAAAAGCUCAUGUAUGCAGGAUGCACCUACUUAGAUUCACAACCUAAUUUUACAAAAUGAGCGCUCAGUCUCAAUUUCUCAUAGCAGAGUGUCCUCGCUGUCGUGUAAAAGCAGAUAAAAGGAUUCAAGUCUGCGCCUAAAACAUCAUAUGGAAACCUGAGUCCAUACCGAACAAAUCAUAGCGACCAACAAGUUUUGGUAGUUUUUAGAUUUCAUUGCCUUAAUUGACAUUUACAACAGUUUGGUAAUGAGCAAAGCUUCCAAAGCGUUAGGCGAGUUCCUUUAUACGAGAAGAUGAAACCGAGGGAGGUCAUUAACGAAAGUUUUGAACGUUGAUCUUUGGGGGAUUCUGGAGAAAAGAAGGUUCCAGUCCAUUGUUUAAUUCUUGAAAAGGAAUAGACUGAACAGAGGAAACACAAGCAACAGAAAAUUAAGGAAAACCACAACUUUGCAGGGCCUUCGAGUGUUACAGUUCAGCAGAUUGUAUAGUCAUGAAGAAAAGCAGUUGAAACACUUGGAUCAAUGGAACCAAAACACCAAUAACAUACUAGCAAACAUCUUAAUCAUCAACUAUAUACAACAGAAACUGCUCAUAAUGAGAUCAGGAACAUAAAUUACCUUAAAAAAUUGACGCCUUGAAGGCUAACCAACUGAUCACACACAUAAGAAUUACUAAAAAACUAUGCAGUGAAAGCUGUCUUCAAGAAAGCAGCUUCUCUUGCUAUUUACUAAGACACCAGCAUGCACCAAUGGAGAAUCCUAGCACCAUCAAACCACAGUAUCAUUCCCAACCUCUGCAUUUUAAUUACAGAUAUCACUUGAUGGCAUUCAACUGACUUAAGCAAGAGUAUCUAUUGUAUCCCGAGUACUGAUAACAACUACAGAAGGGUUAGACACAUUACCUUUACCGGGUACAAUAAUAAUGGGCGCUAUUUUGCAGUUGUGAAAGCAGAAUUCGCUCACGCUUCCCUGCAAUACACUGGUCAAAAUACCCAGCAAAGUCAUUUUAGGCCUUGCAUAAAUUGCACUUUGAAAAUGAGUUCUAGGAACAACAUCGUUUAGUAGAAUAGCAAACCACGAAAGAACAGACCUUUGAAUUAUGCCUCUGCCCCUGGUACCCAUAACAACAGCAGCAGGUUUCAGCCUUUCUGCUUCCCUAACAAUUGCCUUACCCGCAUCUCCUUCCACAAUUCUUGCAAAAGUUUUCACCUAUGGCAAUACUAACUUCAUCAUUUUGAAUUCACAGAAGCUAACUAGAAAGUAACAAGUAAAUCUAGAGGGACGAAAUCACAGACCAUUGCGACCUGAUAAGCCUCCACGGAAAGUUUCUCCAUAAGGGCCUGGGUCAUCUCGUAAACAAUCUGGUUCUGGACGCCUAACCAAAUAAAAUUUUUUAAGAAAAUCACGAAAACCAUGUUCUAAUGCAAUCAAAGUUAGAACUUUAAAGGGAAGAAUUAAGGGCUUACUGGAGACGGCGUGAACUAGAUGAAUGGUGUCGGCGAGGCGGCAGAAAUGGGCAAUUGCCCAAUCAAAGGCGUGCUUGCUGUUAGGCCCAUGAUCCACUGCGAUCAAAAUGUCACGACCCCUUCGUCUUUCACAAUUCUCCCUCUCCAAUUCUGCUGGCUCCUGGACUAAUGGUAUCAGCGCCGGCAGCUUAACUUCUCUCCAGUUGUAUUCUUCUUCCUCCAUUAACGUCUCCAUCUCUCUGUUUUUCGUUAACUUUUCUUUCUAGAAACCCUUCUCGUUUUCUUUUUCCACUUAAUUCUUCUUCCUUGGUUGGAUGAUAAGAUAUUUGUUGUGUCAAAUAGUAUCUGGAAUGUGGAAAUGGAAUGAAUGAAGUUUAUUUAAUAGGAAGAAAAAAAGUGAGCCAAAACUUUGGAAGACCAAGGGAAGACGGAAUGGGGGGUUGUGGGGAUAAAGUUUGACGACUGAGCUCAGCAGAUGCAGCAGCCACGCCGGCAUUUUUUGCUAUUGCGUGUUGAAUGAAAUUGUGGAUCAUGUGGGAAAUGUUCAUAGGUUGGAAAAUUAGAAUGGUGGCGCGGCGGCGCUUGGCUGUUACUAUGAAGUUCUUCUAGAAAUUUAAGGUUUGUUGGAUUAAAACUCGAAUUUAUUUGGUUUAAAAAUUUUGUCUAUCUGGGGUCUUCUUCAUGGGAUUAGUCAUUAGUCAAGCAACUAAAAGAACUAGUUCCCCAAUUCCCCCAGAACAAAACCUGUUGUUAGAGAGAAAUAGCAUUACAACUAUGAUUCAC